Metschnikowia bicuspidata var. bicuspidata NRRL YB-4993 is the source of this 777-nucleotide messenger RNA. RefSeq names its product amino acid starvation-responsive transcription factor (gene GCN4). The transcript has a single exon. Bases 1 to 777 code for a protein of 258 amino acids. The record is from RefSeq and is a predicted model, not a curated record. Gene Ontology annotation, molecular function: DNA-binding transcription factor activity, RNA polymerase II-specific; RNA polymerase II cis-regulatory region sequence-specific DNA binding. NCBI's taxonomy places the organism in Eukaryota, Fungi, Ascomycota, Pichiomycetes, Serinales, Metschnikowiaceae. Gene Ontology annotation, biological process: positive regulation of cellular response to amino acid starvation. Gene Ontology annotation, cellular component: transcription regulator complex.
AUGUCUUCCCACGUGCAAGUUAUGCAGAACGACGCCUUCGACCACGCUUUCAUGCCUGCUCCGGCCGUGGCGCCCAAGCCCGAAAUCAUCGGUGAGUUGCUGUGCCACUUGCCCACGGCUGGCGCUCACGUGACCGGCGAGCCCGACCACCUGCCUAUUUCCGUGCACACCGACGUCUUGGACUCGGUGUUCUCGGCCAACUUGGAUGCCGAGGAUGGCCACGCCUUUAACGGCACGCCCAUGUUCGAUGACUUGGACUUUAUGGUGGAUGGCACCAAAGCCAACUCCAAGGAGGACUGGGUUUCGUUGUUUAAGGACGACGAUCCAGUCGACGCCAAGUUUGCUGGCCGUGACGAACCACUUGACGAUUUGGUGGGCGACGAUUUCAAGGAGUCGUUUGACUUUGUGCCCGUCGUGCCGCAGGUCAAGCAGCUCGAAACGCCAGCCACUCCUAUGCUUGGAACACCUGUCAUGGAUGAUUUCACGCCCUCUGUGCAGGGCACCAAGCGCAAGAGCGUGGACCACUUAGGCUGCGUGUCGUAUAUCAAGAAGCAGCGCACGCAACCGUUGAAGCCCAUUGCUGCCGAGAACGGCGAUCCGAUUGCCAUGAAGCGUGCCAGAAACACCGAGGCGGCCCGCCGCUCACGUGCCCGUAAGAUGGAGAGAAUGAGCCAAUUGGAAGAGAAGGUUGAGGACUUGAUGCAGGACAAGACCCAUUUGCAGGACGAGGUUGCUCGCUUGCGCGAGAUCUUGACUGCGCACAACAUCAUGUUUUAA